AUGGAAAAGCUUGCUAAAAGUUUACUAUUCUUUAUACUUACUGCCAGUUAUUUUUUCGCAGUUGCAGAUGCCAGCACUGAGACUCUAAAAGCUGACACUCCAGUCUAUUGUGAGCCGUCAAUGCUGCAUGAGUCUUCCCAUGAGGAUAGUUUGCGAUCAAAAAAUAUUUCAGAAAGAGCUGAACAAAACAACAGCACUGGAAGGAAAUUAAAGAUCGCUAUCAUAGGCUGUAUUGCUAUUGGUCAUAUAACCCCAACAAUCGAUAUGACAAGAGCUUUAAAAUCAAAAGGUCACGAUGUCGUCUAUUACGCGCCCAUUUAUACUCAGAAUUUAAUAGAGUCUACUGGAGCGAAAUUUAUCCCAUAUCCAGAGCAAAAGCUAGCUAAAGUUACACCUCUUGAUAAAAAAGAGAUUCGGGUCAAUGAAACUGGAUUGCUACUUAUAGCGGCGUUUGGUGGUUACACAGAUUAUAUAAUGCCAUGGUUUUUAGAAAAUUUCGAAAAAGAACAAUUUGAUGCUGUUAUUUAUACCUCCUUUGCUAUUUGGGGCAAUGCUGUAGCAAGCUAUUUCAAAAUUCCAUAUUUAUGCCUUGGGACUAGCGUACUGCCAGCAGAGGACAAUGCUUGAAAUGAAACCCAUUUUUACGAUGAAGGAAAAGAGCAGCAGCUAGAAUUUACAAAUAGGCUUCAUAAUAAAUAUAAUACUACAGCAGUUAAUUUGAUAGAAAUGUUUUCGUGCAGUUAUGCGAAAAAAGUAUUGAUGGUUUCUUCACAAAAAUUCUUACUCCCGCUCUGUGAGCAAAAAAUAUAUUUAUUCACUCGCAGAGGGGCUAUUUUUUUUAAAAAAUUUAUAUACAAACAGAAUUAGCGAGAGAUUUUAUUAUACUAAUAAUCACUUAUAUAUAAAAAUAUUAUUUCAUUAAAUUUUAUAUUAAAAAAUUUUGUUCCAUCAUGAAGUGUGGGUUUUUGGCAAAAAAUAGUGAUAAUCCAAUAAUUUUGCUCGCUCUGGGAUGGGGAGUUAGAAGCAGCAUCAGAUCACAGGUUUUCAGAGCCAGAAAAAUAUUUUUUUUUGAGUUCCAUUUCUUCUCAAACAUCAAAAAAUUUUAUUUCUAAAUUAAAAGAAAACAGUAUUAUAUACCUAUCACUUGGAACAACUUUUAAUCAACGCCCAGACAUUUUUGAAUCUAUCAUGACCUAUUUCAACCAAACCAAAUAUGAGCUGAUUGUGAGUGCUGGAAUGAAUGAAAAACUUUAUCAAGCUCUUACGUCUAAAAAUUACAGCAGCAAUAUAAAAAUUAAUUUAUACACCAAUCAGGUAAGGCUGCUUAAAGAUGUAGCUAUUUUUAUAACCCAUGCUGGGCUUAAUAGCAUAAAAGAAGCAAUUUCUUUUACAAUACCAACAGUUACAAUUCCUCAAGGGGCUGACCAAUUUUGAAUUUCAAAAGCUAUUAAAGAUCUUAAAAUUGGAGCUUCAGUUGAAGAUUAUGAAGGUAGCUUAGAUGAUAAGUUUAAAGCUGCGUUUCAGGAGAUUGAACAGAACUUUGAGACUUAUAAAGAAAAUCUGAAGAAUGUUCAAAAAAAUUAUUUUGAUGGCCCAAGUUUUGAUGAGUCUAUUAUGGAUUUAGAAAACUAUUUAUUAGAUAUAACGGAUAAGCAAUAA
This is a messenger RNA of Blepharisma stoltei, 1659 nucleotides long. NCBI's taxonomy places the organism in Eukaryota, Ciliophora, Heterotrichea, Heterotrichida, Blepharismidae. The record is from the annotation of a GenBank genome assembly.